AUGGAGAUGCGGUAUUCAGAACAACUAAAUGACGUUGCUGGGGAGCACAAGCCACAAGAUCAGAAACCGAAAGACGAAUGUGCAAAGAAAAGGAACAGGACGAUAUUCACAACGCCGCAGAUUAUCUCGCUCGAACGGAUAUUUGAGACAACUAAGUAUUUGAGCCGGUCCCAUCGAUUCCUCGUGGCGCAACAGUUGGAGCUCACGGAACUUCAGGUGCAAAUAUGGUUCCAGAAUCGUAGGAUGAAGUUCAAGAAAGACAACGAAAGUGGCCCUAAUGGUAAAAACAGUACAUCGCUGCCAUCCACGGCGACGCCAAGCCAGUUGGGCGCCGUCGGUGUCCCCGAAUCGCUCCAAGGCGAGCUGCCAUCACACGGUCCGCAAAAGCCGUUGCCUCCGUUUCAUCAUCAGCAAACGCUUGUUCCCCAUCAGCAGGUGCUACAUAAACCGAUACCCCGACGGCCAAUGUAUUUUUCUGAAGUGCAGCGAAAUCCGUUGCCGCAUCCAUACCUUCCGGCAACUCAACAGCUUGGAGUUCUGGAACGGAUGCCGCAUCCCACGAGCUCUGGAGCCCUGGCACUUUCGACUCGAGCCAGUGUUUUGUACGACAAUUUGGCUGCUUAUAAUUAUGCCAGAUUCCAAUUGAAUGUGCUUGAACGAGAGCAACUGAUGCAUCUGCAACAGCUUCGGCAACAACUGCAUUCACCGGUACAGUUGAUGCAACAGCCCCAGCAGCAUCAGCAACUACACAUUCAAUCUGAGCAUCUACAAGUACAGCGGCUACAGUAA
Copidosoma floridanum is the source of this 789-nucleotide messenger RNA. Its product is annotated as homeobox protein HOX3-like. Lineage: Eukaryota; Metazoa; Arthropoda; Insecta; Hymenoptera; Encyrtidae. The record is from RefSeq and is a predicted model, not a curated record.